UCACGCGUUCACGCAGGCAUCCACAGUUAAAUUUCUUGCGUGAACGCCGUCGCACCUUCAUUUUUCUUCUCACCUACAACCUCGAAUCGUCGUCGACACCAGAAUCUCUUCACUCAUAGAUCUCGCGUCUCUCCACUGAAAUGCCCUUCUAUCCUCCAGACAAUCAAGAUUCGGACUUUGAUAACUUGUCCGACACUAUGUCGCCCGCUGGUCCUCGCAAACGUACACACUCCGAGUUUGACGACGAGGCGAAGCCCGCCAAGGUCAAAAAGACAGACCGGGAGAAGUGCAUGGAGCUACAAGAUAAACUUCGUGUGGUUGUUGGUGGACUGAAUGUUGCCACUACUGGCAUGCUGGAGAUCGUGAAAACGUGCGACGAAAUGAGAGACAAUUUGAAAAAAUGCCGAAGCGAUAUCAGAGCAGCCGUCCAGGAGUUCUCGGCUUGCAACUGGGCUCUCUAUGUCUCCAACCAAGCCAACGAGAAGCUUGAGAGAGAGAACGCCGUUCUGCAAGAACACAUCAGCAUGCUAGAAGCCAGACUCAGUGAGAAGGAGGACUAGGAGUUUUGCCCACGACGUCAUCCCAUCCUACGCCUUAAGCGCUGGAUCAAGAUGAAGAUGACGCUGUCUGGAACAAAAGGUUGAUCAAUUUCGGAGGGAUGGAGAACACUUGACUUGAUAGUCCAGGGGUGCGAGGUUGGGGUUGAGUGCUUUAUCGGCCAGAGCUUUACUAUGGCAUCACAAUCUUUGUGACGGAGA
Daldinia loculata is the source of this 758-nucleotide messenger RNA. RefSeq lists its product as uncharacterized. The coding region runs from base 141 to 560 and encodes 139 amino acids. NCBI's taxonomy places the organism in Eukaryota, Fungi, Ascomycota, Sordariomycetes, Xylariales, Hypoxylaceae. The transcript has 3 exons. The record is from RefSeq and is a predicted model, not a curated record.